CUGGCGUUUGCCGCACACAGUGCAUUCAUGAAGGCGCAGCUGUGCGCUCCCCGCGUCGACUUCCCAGCGGUUCCUCCUCUCGGCCACGUCCUUCUCGCCGCUAUGUGCUCCAAGCAUGCUGUAUAGCAGCAAGCAGUUGCCACCAUCAUGCAGGAGCCGUAUAAGCGCGUGGGUUCAUUCCGCUGUCAAUGCGAGUGCUUCUCAGUACCUCGAAGCAUGAUAAAAGUCAUCGUCAUUGGUUCUUCCGGCGUCGGGAAAACAUGCUUUGUGAGGACGUUCAAGAAUGGUACGGGAAGCACGCUGCCUACCAACCCUCCUGCAACAAUUGGUAUGGAUGUUUUCUUCAAAAAGGUGAACCUGGACGGAGAAAAUGUAGUAUUGGAUAUAUGGGACACUAGUGGAGAAGAAAAGUAUUGCUCUCAACUUCUCAGCAAUACCUUCCGGAACGCAGAUGGAGUGAUUAUCAUGUACGACACCACUCGCCAUCAUACCUUCAGAGAGGUGAACUACUGGACAGAUCAUGCAAAGUGUGCGUCUUCGAACGACAACUUGAUUCUUUUUCUAGUAGGCAACAAGGCAGAUAAGGAAAGCUCCAGAGAAGUGGCGCCUACGGACGCAAGAAAGCUCGCAAAGUCCCUUCACAUGGAAUUCUACGAGGCGUCGUCCUUUGAGAUACAGACUGUGGAUGACAUCUUCAUGAACAUUGCAAAGAAGUGUGUUGGUGUUGCUGCAAAGGCAGCGUUGUCGUUGCAACAUAAUUCAAACUCCAGUACACCUGAAGUAAGCAUGAGGCUGACGGACACUCCGAAGGAGCAGAAAGUUCCCUGGUAUAAGAAAUGCUGAGUCCUGAAUCACCUCACGGCGUCGAGUUUCAUCAUGUCCAACUAUUAGUUUUGUGAAACAUGCAAUAUCCCAGUGUGUAUCCCACAAUAUUAACUGAUGUUCUCUUACUCAUAAUGCACCCAAUGACGUAGUCCUUUACUUGCAAUAUAUGUUGCAUUAUAAUGAGUGUUGCCAGCAGUAAUUGCUUAUUGUUUGCUUGUGCGCCUGUGUAGUGCGCUGUAAUUUAGGGACACGUUAUUUAGAUUUUGUAGUGAAUCAUGAAUGCUCAACAGCCAAUUCCCGAGUUCAUUGUGAACUACUAUACAGUACAAAUAAUGUAUGGUGUCGCGUUCUCUCACUUCUUAUGAAAGCAACAGCCCUGCAGGACCAGCCAGAUUGCAGGUUCGUCUGUGGCUUUAUAGGGUUACAUGCAGAGUUGUGCAUAACGCGUUACUAGUAAUUGCGCUUCUUGUAAUCAAUUACUCAUUUGAGUCUCAAAUUUUUCGAGUAAUCAGUUACUUUACUGUCAAAGUAAUUUUUCGAAUAAUCGAUUACUUUUCUGAGUAAUCGAUUACUCAGUAACUGAUUACUUUUCCGGCAGAGAUUAACCUAUCUUUCAGAUGCUCUACCCCAAGUCAAGCCCCUCAUGCGGUCAGCCUUUCUUGGGCCGUUCUAGAAUAGCAAGCGGAGGUCAUUGUGUUGACUUUCUGGAAUUUCAGGGUCGCUCUCCCUAAUCUCUUCCUACACCAGUGUGGUGGUACCUGAAGCUUUGGAGGUUUAGUGAGUCAUGGGGAAGUUCCACGCAAUGCUCUUCGACAAUCGGGUCAACGUCUUCACGGGCGAUAAAUAGAGGAGACCUACAGAUCUACUUGUCCUACACGUUUUUGUACGCUGUUGAACCUCUUUUUUGUUUCUUCGUUUCUUUUCUGAGGCAUACAAAGACUGGUAUAAUUUGCGUGAUUGCAAAGUAACGACCGCAGUAACGCGUUACUUACGAUUGAUUACCGGUAACGGUAAUCAAUUACUUUUUUCGAGUAACGGGCACAAGUCCGGAACUUACAUGACACCACAUGGGGGGGCCACCCUCACGUGGUCACCAAACUGUGUUUGUGGCGCGCCGAAAUUGUGGUGCCAAUACAGUAAGAAAUAAAUAAAUUAAACGAUUCCAAAAAGCAUUAAAAAGCUUUCAAUAAAAAUUUAAUAGCAUUCCAAAAAGAGAUUCUCCAAAAGACUUUACCGCCGACGAUUGACCUGAAAAGCUACGGUAUUUAAACGCAUUUGGCACAAUGUCCAAAGAUGCCGCCAAUUUUGUAUUGUUCUUUAUUAUCAUUAUUCUUAUUGUUGUUGUUACAUGUAAUUGUUAUUAUGUCUUAUUAUUUAUGCGUCCUCAGGGGCGUGAAGGAUUAAAGAGACGAGUGGAGGAAACAGUGGUACAUGUAGGUGUGGUGUAGCGGUGCGUGCGUUUUUGUUUUGUGAAUCAGCAAAGAGAUUUCUAGAACCAGCAAGCAAGAGCCAUAUCAAGUGAGAUGUUCCGCAGUCAGUUACUAAUAUAUCUAUAAUCGCGACUAACGCUCAGAGGACAUGGCACAAUUAUAUGUACUACUGCUAUUUUGUGUACUGCUGCUUUUUUGUACAUGUACUCAGCAAGUAUGUAUGUCUGCGAAAUUAUUCACCAGCUCAGUUCUUAAACAUAAUAAGCAUAAAAAUAGCUGACUACAUAUUGCGCACUCGAC
Messenger RNA from Ornithodoros turicata, 2555 nucleotides. RefSeq names its product ras-related protein Rab-18-like. The record is from RefSeq and is a predicted model, not a curated record. The transcript has 7 exons. The coding region runs from base 148 to 843 and encodes 231 amino acids. Lineage: Eukaryota; Metazoa; Arthropoda; Arachnida; Ixodida; Argasidae. Gene Ontology annotation, molecular function: GTPase activity; GTP binding.